This is a messenger RNA of Aureobasidium melanogenum CBS 110374, 1641 nucleotides long. RefSeq names its product acetyl-CoA synthetase-like protein. The transcript is spliced from 5 exons. Lineage: Eukaryota; Fungi; Ascomycota; Dothideomycetes; Dothideales; Saccotheciaceae. The coding region runs from base 1 to 1641 and encodes 546 amino acids. The record is from RefSeq and is a predicted model, not a curated record. Gene Ontology annotation, molecular function: CoA-ligase activity. Gene Ontology annotation, biological process: secondary metabolic process.
AUGGUAUAUCGACCCAGCGAAUACCGUGAGGUGCCACCUGUGGACUUGCUUUCCUGGAUUUUCGAGAACAAUGGCGUGGAUCCUGAGAUAGAUAUUCUGAUUGACGCUGCCAAUCACGGAAACAGAUUGAACACUCGACAAGCAGUUUCGUUGAUACGAAAACUUAUUGCUGGUUUCAGAAUGGCUGGCUUAGAAGCAGGAGAUACUGUCUGCGUGCAUGCAUUCAAUUCUAUUCUUUAUCCACUACUCUAUUUCGGUAUCAUCGGUGCAGGUGGUACAUUUGUUGGAUCUAACCCUGCUUACAAAAGUCUCGAGAUCAGGCAUUUGUUGUCAAUCACAAAACCUAGAUUUCUCCUCGUAGAAGCUAGUCUUGUGGAGAUUGUAUUGCCUGCGGUCGGAACUUGUAUACCUACCUCAAAAAUACUCGUCCUCGAUACCGAGCCUCAGACAUGCACUCAGGAUAGCUUCAAAUGCUGGAAAAGUUUGCUUCAACAUGGCGAGCAUGACUGGAUUCGGAUUAGCAAUGAAAUGGCAGCCAAAUCGACAAUCGCUGUACUGCAACUAACCAGUGGUACAACAGGCCUGCCGAAGGCAGCAGCUACCUCGCAUUAUGCUCUGGUUGCCGCAGGAGUUGCCAUGCGAUCUUCAGAGAAGAGGCCAUACGAGAUUUCAAGACUUAUUUCCUUGCCGUUGUUUCACUCUUUCGGUGCCUCAUUCGUACAAAUAUCUGCUUUUCACUAUGACAAACCUACCUAUGUCAUGCGUAGAUUCAAUGCCGAAGGCUUCAUACAAGCGUUGAACCGUUCCAAAGUCACGGAGACUGCUGUCGUACCUGCCAUGCUGGCAAGCAUCGUCAGACAGCGAAUACCGCCAAACAUGCUGAAACGUCUGAGACGAAUAUGGUGUGCUGGAUCUUCGUUGUCUCCAAGAUUGAGCAAAGCCAUGUAUGAGCUCUUGCAUGGAGACGCGGUGAUCUCUCAAGUCUGGGGCAUGACAGAAUUUGGGCGCAUAACUUCCUCUGAAUGGUGUGAGAAAGAUGACGGUAGCGUUGGCAAGCUGCUACCGAACACGGAAGCAAGAGUCAUCGACAAGCAAGGCUUCGAAGUUGUUGACGCAGGCGUCCAGGGUGAACUUGAGAUCCGUGGACCCUCAAUGAUGAACGAAUACUCAGACUGCCCAACCGGUACCGUAGAGACUCUUCGUAGCGGCUGGCUCAAGACUGGCGACUUUGGAUACGUAAAAAACGAUAAGGUCUAUAUUGUAGGCCGGAUCAAGGAACUCAUCAAAGUGCGUGGGUGGCAAGUCUCGCCCAACGAGAUUGAAGACGUCCUCUUGAUGCAUCCAUCGAUUAUUGACGCUGCCGUGAUUGGUGUCAGCCGGUCUGGCACAGACCCUGUAGACGAGCUUCCUCGCGCAUACGUGGUGAUCAACAAGGAAGAACCUGUCAGCGUAGACGACCUGGAGGUCAUGAGAUUUGUUCAAGAUCGACUAGCCAGCUUCAAGGCGCUGGGUGGUGGAGUGGAGUUCGUGGACUCAAUCCCAAGAAGUCACAGCGGAAAGAUCUUGCGACAUGAACUGAGGCAAAGAGCGAUGUCGAAACUUGCCACAAGACCAAUUGAGGCAGAGACAGAAUCUCAAUGA